AUGCGUGUGAGCGAGCCCCGGGAACGCCACAGCUGGGAGGAGGUUCCUCCGCUGGGGCAAUUGGCGGGGGGUCAAAGGGAAGGUCUCUCUCUUCCUGUCUGGCUUUUCUGUGCUGGUGCUGAAGCCAGGGCUUCAGAGGCAGCCUGGAUCAAGGGAAGGGGAACAUCUUCCAGCACGCCAGUGCCUUCGGGCCAUAGCUGGCCACUGUACUCUUGCGGCAGGCACCCAGCGGCUGUGUUCAAUCCUUCUCCAGCAGGAAUUGGCAGAGCUUUGAGCACUGGGUAUUGUCGUCUCUGCCAUGGGAAGUUCUCCUCCAGGAGCCUGCGCAAUGCUUUCGGGAAGGUGCCUGUGAUGGGGGAGAACUCAGAGAAGCAGCGCCGCGUGGAUCAGGUCUUCUUCACCGACUUCCAGCGGCUGGUCGGCGUGGCGGUGCGGCAGGACCCCGCGCUCCCCCAGUUCGUCUGCAAGAAAUGCCAUGCCCAGUUCUACAAAUGCCGCAGUGUCCUCAGGACGUUUAUCCAGAGGGUGAACGCGUCUCCCACAGGCCACGUAAAGUCGAAAGGAAAGAAUGGUGCGGGCCAGGCCCAGCCGGGCACAGAAGGAGGUGCCUCCUGUCUGGUUGACCUGAUCACCUCCAGCCCCCAAUGCCUGCACAGCCUGGUGACGUGGACGCACACACACGCCGGGAGCUGCCCAUUGGUGCCCAGCCUGCAGAGCGUGCUCUCCUCCGAAUACUGCGGCAUCAUCCGUGCCGUCUGGGGCUGCGGGGACGGGCACGACUACGUCAUGGAUACAGAUUCGGACUGUAGCACGGUGCUUGUCGACAACGCCUUGUCUGUCAAACGGGAGUGGAACAAGGGCACGGCGCAGCGCUUGACUGACAACGGGGCAGGGGCAGACAAUGCUGAGGCUGUUUCUGCUCCCAAACCCCAGCAUGCUCCAGUAAGGACAACUCCUUGCCAGCAGCCCACAAACAAAGGGACCACAUCAGUGCCACUGAACGUGGAGAAUGAGCCGCCGCAGAACAGGGAUUCAUCUCACUCGCAACUGGACAGCACGGCGUCCUUACAGGAGAAAGCCCUGCCGCAGCCCGUGUCACCACUGAGCAGUGCCACAGGACAGUUGAGUGGGAAGCAGGUUCUGUCUGCAACAUCGGAUGAGCGGGUAAAAGACGAGUUCAGUGACCUUUCUGAGGGGGACUUCUUGAGCGACGAUGAAAAUGAGAAGAGAAACGUGCAAUCUUCAGAUGACUCCUUCGAGCCUUACCCUGAAAAGAAGGCUUCUAGCAAGAAAAGCGACAGCAAAGAAGCAAAGAAGGCAGAAGAGCCUAAAAUAAGGAAGAAGCCAGGGCCAAAGCCAGGCUGGAAAAAAAAAAUCAAAUGUGAAAGGGAGGAGCUGCCUACCAUUUACAAGUGUCCUUACCAGGGAUGCACGGCUGUCUACAGAGGCGCGGAUGGCAUGAAGAAACACAUCAAAGAGCAUCAUGAGGAGGUUCGGGAGAGGCCCUGUCCUCAUCCUGGCUGCAACAAGGUGUUCAUGAUUGACCGGUACCUGCAGCGUCACGUGAAACUCAUUCAUACAGAGGUACGUAAUUAUAUCUGUGAUGAAUGUGGGCAGACCUUCAAGCAACGCAAACACCUCUCGGUCCAUCAGAUGCGGCACUCGGGAGCAAAGCCCCUCCAGUGUGAAAUCUGUGGUUUCCAGUGCAGACAGCGAGCAUCGCUCAAGUACCACAUGACCAAACACAAAGCUGAGACAGAGCUGGAGUUUGCCUGCGACCAGUGUGGGAAGCGCUUUGAAAAGGCCCAUAACCUUAAUGUCCACAUGUCCAUGGUGCACCCUCUGACCCAGACUCAGGACAAAGCCAAGCCACUGGAGCCAGAGCCCAUUCUCCUCCUAAAUACUUCAGGGACUUCAGAAAGCCAGGCAGUAAAGCCAGAAGUGACUGCACAACAGGAGCCCACCUGAGGGGGACAGGGAAGCUUUCCCAGUCCAGCCCUAUAGAAACCAUAUGGCAGAGUGGAGAUUUUUAAUCUACAUUUUAGUCUCCCAAAGAACUCAGUGGAAUUAGCUUCAGCUUGCUCAGAAAAAGCUUGUUAUCAUGCUGUGAUUCUCCAUGCUCACGUCUGAUUCAGCAGUGUUGUACUAAGUCUGUCUAAUCCUAGGGGAAUGGAUGUUUGGCAGCACCCCUUCGUGGUCCCCCUUUUCCCCACGCACACAGUUGUAGAAGCAAAGUUGGCUGCUGCCCAUACAGAAAUGCCCUCAGGUGGCUCUAAGGGUACAUAGGCCAGUGGAGCAACUUUAAGCAGACAUUUUGUUUUGGAAAAAAAAAAAAAAAGAAAAAGAUUCCCAAAGCAAGUCUAAACUGAAAUUUGUAACCUACUUUUUAUUGUAACAAGAGCUUCAUGGUUAUGCUUGUAAUAAAUUAUUUACA
Haliaeetus leucocephalus (bald eagle) is the source of this 2434-nucleotide messenger RNA. RefSeq names its product zinc finger protein 276 (gene ZNF276). Gene Ontology annotation, molecular function: zinc ion binding; chromatin insulator sequence binding. The transcript has 11 exons. Lineage: Eukaryota; Metazoa; Chordata; Aves; Accipitriformes; Accipitridae. Gene Ontology annotation, biological process: regulation of transcription by RNA polymerase II. Gene Ontology annotation, cellular component: kinetochore; chromosome; nucleus. The record is from RefSeq and is a predicted model, not a curated record. Bases 1 to 1968 code for a protein of 655 amino acids.